Molecule: messenger RNA, 1129 nt
Organism: Panicum virgatum (switchgrass)
Lineage: Eukaryota; Viridiplantae; Streptophyta; Magnoliopsida; Poales; Poaceae
Exons: 6
Coding region: 194-844 (216 amino acids)
Molecular function (GO): serine-type endopeptidase activity
Source: RefSeq, a predicted model, not a curated record
AGUCCCAGCCUCCUCCCAGCAGUCGACACGUCACACGCGUCCUCCACUCAAAGUGGAAGGACAUUUAGGGCAAGGGCCGCCGCUGCCGCCGUCGUUGCGGUCGAGAGAUCCACAGCCUCCGCCGGUCGCCGAAGACGAUCUCCUCCUCAGGUCCUCCGCUCGUCCCGUGCUCACAAACCGACGCUGUUCUAAAAUGGCGUCUCCGACGACCUGGGCCACACUGCUCCGCUACGCCCACAGCAAGAUGCGCGACUCCGCCGUCAUCUCCUUGAAGAGGCAUUAUGACGGUGAGAUCAGGUAUCAUGAGAUCGUGCCCUGCUUCAAUGACUUGUUCUCACAAGGCCAGCUCACUUUCGCGUCCUGGUGCCACAACGCGGGCCGCGAGAUGGCCCCGACUAUACACAGCGACGGUGCGGCUAUGCUUGUCAGGAGACUGCUGCAUUACCCAAACAAUCCGACGAGAGCCUUUGUUGGUGAUGUUGUUUUGGUAAGACAUCCAAAGUCACCAUCCCACUAUCUGGUUCGAAGGUUGGGUGCGAUAGGAGGAUGCGAGAUGGUUUCUACGGAUGAGAAAGAUGAGCCUUUUGUAUUAGCGCGUGACCAAUGUUGGCUCCAGCUGGAUAAUCAAUCAGUGUCGCCCAAGGUAACUGGGGACAGCCGUGUGUUUGGACCUGUUCCUAUUCAUAGUAUCUGUGGCAGAGUGAUAUAUUCUUUGAGGACAUCUGUUGAUCAUGGUCCGGUACAGGACAGCCGUAGCGCCAUGGAGCAGGAUUCUCCAGUUGUAGCAGUAGAGCUGGAUCUCCAAGCUUUGGUGAAUAUUGCCAACAAGUGGCUGAAAAAAUGACGGGAAACAAUACCUGGAGCUGGAGGAGAAAGCAGCUGCCGUCUGAAGAGGCCAUUAUCAUGGCAUCGAAGGGCGCUGGCAGAAAUAAAGUAUUUUUUUAGCUGGCAAUCUAUGCAACUGCAAGCGUGUAAAUGCCUGGAUGUUUGCCAAUACCUGGCUGUCGCUGACUUGUUGUCACUGUGACACUGUAUUGUAGGCUAUCAUUGGUUUGGGAUUCUGUUUUCCUUGGUGUAAUGUAACUGAACUACUGAAAGAUGGCUAUGUUGUCUUGAGUCUAACUGCUAA